GAGAUUGACUGUGUUGGUCAACCUCUCACCAUCAACGGUAUUUUUCUAAGCCGUUCCUCUGUAGAUUGCAGCCAUUUCUUUCAUCGGCUUGUGUCCUGUUAAUCGGCGUUGUAGCUUCUGUCUGUGACACAGAGCUCGGAGCGAACACAGGUCAGACCUUCCUCUGGUUUUCUCGGCUGGCUCUUUGGCCAGCUGAAUAUCGAUCGGGAUGGACCCAGCAAGCCGAUACCAAGUGUUGCACAACGAGGAUGACUCCUCGGAGGCCUCAGCCAGCGAACAGCAGCAGCCGUGCACUUCCGCCACGGCCCAGGCCGGUACGUCCAGCCAGGACCAGAGCCAGACCCGGGACGGACCAGCCACGGCCGCCACCUCAUCAGCGGGGGAGGCGUCGGGGUCGAGGCCUCAGGGGGAAGCGGAGGCACCUCCACCUCCAUACGCAUCCAUUGACCUGGGAGCAACUGCUGCCACACCUGAGACCAGUUUCCGAGGUGACUUCCCAGUGCCUCCGCCCUACAGCGUCGCCACCUCACUACCCACAUACGACGAAGCUGAGAAGGCCAAAGCCGCCGCCAUGGCUGCCUCCACUGUGGAGGUGAUGCCGAGGGAGGACGAAUUCCCCCCCAGAGACGAUUUCAGCGACGCCGAUCAGCUGCGAGUUGGAAACGAUGGAAUCUUCAUGCUGGCCUUCUUCAUGGCCUUCCUCUUCAACUGGAUUGGAUUCUGCUUGUCCUUCUGUUUGACCAACACCAUCGCGGGACGCUACGGAGCCAUCUGCGGUUUCGGCCUGUCCCUCAUCAAGUGGAUUCUCAUCGUCAGGUUCUCUGAGUACUUCACUGGCUACUUCAAUGGACAGUACUGGCUCUGGUGGAUCUUCCUGCUGCUCGGUCUGCUGCUCUUCUUCAGAGGUUUUGUUAACUAUCUGAAAGUUCGCAACAUGUCGGAGAACAUGGCCACCUCUCAUAGAACACGCCUCUUCUUCCUCUACUAAAGGUAUCCACAGCAUCACCGUUCCUCUUCAGUGUGAAGUUCCUUCUCUCCCCCUCGAAUGACCUGACCGAGGAGGCUUGCAGCGAAGAGAGGAGGCGGGGAAGGAACGAAGGAAAGAAAGUAGGGAGAAAGCGUUCUCAUUAAAAGCAUAACAGGACUCACUCUGAAAAUAUACAUCUUUUCGCGAAAACAUCUCCUCUCCGGCUCUGGUUUUGUUUUUCAUUUUGCUUUGAUUCAAAGGUCUUAACACAGGCGCGUGAAACAGCGAGCCAACGCACGCGUCACAUUUCUGAGGAGCAGGAAUGCCGUUGACAAACACAACUUUAGAUGCCGUCUUAAAUGAAGGAAACACAAGUCAUUUUGGUAGUUGUGAUCGGCACAGUGGCAGCAGUGUUAUCAGUUUAUAAUUGAAUGAGAGAACUUCAGUGUCUGUAAAGUGACAUUUGCAGUUUUAAAAUAGAAAAUGUGUAGGAGGCGGAAACCUGUUCUGAGCCUUUGAUAUUCAAAUUCCCCCCUCCAACUUUUGUGAUUAAGAUGAAGUAAGGAAUUCACCCGCUGCAGUAAAGACAUGAUGAUACAUCUUCAGCAGCUUGAAGUACUAGGUUUACCAUUCCACAGUGAUUAGUUUGAGGGUGUUUUGAGUCUUACUUGUGUUUUUCUAAUGCCGCCAUGAACACGUACGGCUCGACCAAAUUCAGUCCGCUGUAGCUGACGGUUUUAAAGCGUGCAUCCUACUAACACGUCAGCCUCUCUACUCCAGGAAGCGACGAACAGAAAAGUCCAAACCCAAAAGUAAAAUGGUAAAUUUUGAUCUUUAGGGCAGUCAAGUGUGCAUGAGGAAAAGCCAGUGAUAUUCAUCGAUGGCUCAGAAUCUAACACAGAGUAGGAAACAGCUUUUUCCUCUUUUAAUGUCCAAUUUUGUGAGACAAACAGUUAAAUGAAGUCCUGACCUCUGGACUUCAUUUUUCAUCUUUUUUUUUUUUUCUGGAACCUGUGAGCCACGAAACAAAUGUUUGAAACAAAGACGUGAAAACUUUGUCUAAAGAAACCUGUCUGUCAAUCAAAAUAGGAAAAUACAUGUCCUUAACAUACAAAAUGAGGCGUUUGUAAGCUAAGGCCCUCCCUUUCUGUCUUCUCAUGAUAACCGAUGAUAAGCUGACCUGACCUAUGCCUAAGCAGUAGUAGCAGUAGCAUUUCUUUUUCCAUCAUAUUUUUAGAAAAGCAGUGCUACGUGUUGACCUGGUCGGCAUUCUCUCUGUUUGAAUCAAAGACAAAUGAAAAGAAUGUUUCCAAAAUGCCGGCCUGACUGCCUAAACCAAAACUUUAUCAUCUGUUCUGAAGCAUAUUUUUCUUCUGAAGGCAAAAAAAAAACUACAACUCACCUUUUGUAGACACCUGCUUUUUCCUCUCCACACUGAUUGCCAAGUACGUCUGGCUAAACAAUAUCUGUAAGCUACCGAGGAGCACAGCCAAGCAGUGAAAGCUCCUGGGACAAGUCAGUGUUUUUAGGCUGCACAGGCGGCUCCUGUCGGAUCAGCGGAAAGCGACCCAAAGGCAGGAGGACCUGCCCCUGCCCCUGCUCCUCGCCGCUUUGCUGUCGUGGGAGCGAAAUAAACAUUUUACUUCUGUGCCGUGCAGAAACGGUUAAGGGUACCAGGCUUUGAGUAAAAGCUCUUAGGAGUCUUAUGCAAUGUAGUUAUUUGUAAUGACCUACAAUAUAAUAUACUUGUGGAUGUAAAGUCCUGUGAUCAUGGAAUAGAUGUAGAUGAGUAGUCACCAGAGAUGGCGAUCCAAUCAUGAGCUGAGGUUUGUUCCAGAGCGAAGCGAUUGUUAAAGCUGAGGUGCUGACUGAUCAAGUACAUAAAGUUAUUUUAAUGACCGGUCCAUCGGAGGAAAAUGCAAUAAAACCAAUUCAAAUGUGACUGGUUCUGCAUGUCGUGCAUGAUUUAGAGAAAACCAGCACACGGAUCUUGCUCUGGGAGUUUGGCUUUUAUGAUAAGAUUAGAUGUGAAGUUUCUUCCUUUUUUCUUUUCUUUCAUGGAGUGAGAAGCUUUUGGUGAUGUGACAUAACUCCUGUGGGGAAGGUGGUUUUUGUGUGGACAAGACAUCUUUAGCGUGCGACAAACUGAGAACAAGAUAAGCAGAUGUUGCCAUUUCUGUGACGCGCGUGUGUGUGUGUGUGUGUGUGUGUGUGCGUGUGCGUGUAAUAGCGGUGCGGUCAGGGGAUACUGUCCAGCGUGAAUGGAGCAUGAGCAGUGCGCGCCAUGAAAAUGGAGCCUGACUGGACAAAGAAAAAAAUAAAAAAAAAACCUACUAUUUGAUUCAUUGUGUCAUCCAGAAAAUGAAGUGUAUAUACAAGCUGAUGCCAAUUCAUAAUAUUUGCACUUUGAAGAACUUCUGUACAGUAUGAUUAGUGAAUCUGCUUAACUUGAUGUGGGUGUAGAAAAAAAAGUCAUCUUAGCCAUCCAAGUUUUUCAACUGGAAUUCUUAAUCAUCCUAAAUGGAUCAUAGCCUUUUGCACUUUUUAUUUUUCCAAAACGAUCAUAUUGUGUUAUUGUGCGUCUUGUUUCAUUGCUUUUAGCCUAAACUGUGACAGCUGAAGUAUUGCCAAACUUUUUAAAGCUUUCUUUUCUCUUUUUCUUUUCUUGUUUUAAAUGGUUUUGUUUUUUUUUCCUUUUGAACUCUGGUCAUAUCCCACUAAAGCCUCUUGAAGCAAUAUCACGAUCUUUCAAUGAAUUCAAGCUCUGCUGCAUGAUUCAUCCACCUGAAUGAGUGGGUUAAUAUUAGGAUUGGUCAAGUUCAAAUACAGUUUAUUCUUUGUACAUAAAUGAAGAGAAAUAAUGAGAUAGCAGCCAAGUAAUUUUUUUGUUUUUUUGUCCAAAAUAAUCCUUGUAACAUCUUCUGAAGCGGUUGUUAUGCAUUUAUUGUAAACUGUAACUGGAAUUGAAUUGACAGAUGAUGUCUUGCCAAAAUACCAAUAAAGUUCAAUUUUAUGUUGUGUUCAUUUUUUUGUGCUGUGUUGGGACCUGAAUUAUGUCAUUGUUGUCACAUGACACACAGAGGUUGUAGCUGUCAUUUGCACAUGUUUGAUUUUUGUAAAUGAGCACGAACUCUUUGAAGAAGAACGUUGUAACAUGGUGGACGCAAACCAGGGAGAUUUCACAGAAUAAAUAGUGAUAAACAGUGAUUACUCAGUGAUAAUAUUAAUAAUUUAAAACUGAAAACGUUUCUUAAACGUGUCAGACAGCAUGGUGUUUAUUCUGUUAUAUUCCUUGGGAAUUGUGAGGAAAUGUGUGGAAAUAGGUGGUAAAAGUCAGGAUAUGUUGACUAUUGUUGCUGCAGUUUUGACUGUCGUUUUGUUGUUUAUUUUAUUUUGUUUUAUCUUUCUCCUAUGAGUCACCCAAACUAUUUAAAAUCUUUAAAGUCUGUAGUUCCAAUUUAGUACUUGAAUGUCAAUUUGGUAAACUAUCACUACAUUCAAGCACACAGUUAAAGAAGUUCAGUGCCUUGCUGAUAAAAGGGAAAAAAAAGACAAGUUGUGGAGUGAUACUAUGCGGGCAGUUGCUUAAACUGAACCCCUUUUUAGCUGUUUCCUGCAGACCAUCAAAACUGAUAAAAGUACUGUACGCUCAGCUUUGGAGCACCUGUAAUUCUGAUGUUAAACAUCUGAAUUAUAACAAAGUGUGAUGCUGGCUCUUGACACAAAGGGUGUCUUUCCUGAAAGGUGGUAAUAUCAGCUACAAGUAAUGCUUUGCAGCAGCAAGUCGUGAACCUGUGGGAUGAUCAAAAGUGAUACUUGGCUGAUAGUUGAUAUGAAAUCCUCUGUGUCCUUGAUGGUUAUAAGUGUCAUCACUGAUGCUGAAUAUUUUUGAACGGUAAUCUUUUAGUUUCAAGUAGUUUGAAUCAUGUCUUUAUUGGCAGUGAGGUUGAACUGGGUUGUGCGACAUCGCCCUCUACUGGACAACUGGAGGACCUCCAUUCCACCAACAUAUCCACGCACUGUCUGAUGUACUUGUUUAUGCAAACAAUGCGAUAACGGUGUCUGUUUGUCGAUGUCCUCUGACAUCGUCAACAUGUCAUUCCAAACAAAGUGCCAACAGGAAGCAGUAAUGACUUUACAUUUGUUUUAUUUUGAAGUGUGGACUUUCGGAGAAACACUCACAUUUACUGUUUUUUACCUUUAGAGAAGAUUCUGUCUUUGUGUCCAGGUGACAGAUGAUGUGUUACUGAUACAGGAUUGUGCUGAAUAUGUUGUAGUAUUUGCACAGUGCUCAUGUCAUUAUUUACAGUCUGAAGUUAACUGUGGUAAAAACUAGAAUGUUGAAUUGA
Messenger RNA from Toxotes jaculatrix (banded archerfish), 5316 nucleotides. RefSeq names its product Nedd4 family interacting protein 2 (gene ndfip2). Gene Ontology annotation, cellular component: perinuclear region of cytoplasm; endoplasmic reticulum; Golgi apparatus. The transcript is spliced from 8 exons. Gene Ontology annotation, molecular function: WW domain binding. The coding region runs from base 209 to 988 and encodes 259 amino acids. Gene Ontology annotation, biological process: ubiquitin-dependent protein catabolic process; metal ion transport; vacuolar transport. NCBI's taxonomy places the organism in Eukaryota, Metazoa, Chordata, Actinopteri, Toxotidae. The record is from RefSeq and is a predicted model, not a curated record.